This is a messenger RNA of Naegleria fowleri, 2079 nucleotides long. RefSeq lists its product as uncharacterized. The transcript has a single exon. The record is from RefSeq and is a predicted model, not a curated record. NCBI's taxonomy places the organism in Eukaryota, Heterolobosea, Eutetramitea, Acrasida, Naegleriidae. Bases 1 to 2079 code for a protein of 692 amino acids.
AUGACGGCCAUCGGUUUGGUCACCUUGAUCAGAGCUGAUAUUGAGAAGAACGACCCGAACAAACAAGACAUCUUGGAUCGUACCCGUUUGGAAUUCAAUACUAUCACGAGCAAUGAUGAAGAUAUUCCCCAAACCGAAGAUAUUCCGAUGCAAAUCCCCACGGAUGUUAUUGAGGGCGAUGAUUCAUCGUCCACAACCAGCAGCAUCAAUUCCUAUCGAUUCCAUUGCGAUCGAGAUGCCAUUUCAACGUCAGUGACUCUCUUUACCAAUAACAGAGCGGGUGUGGAGAGAGUGUUCAAAUUGACAAAGAUGAUCUCUUCACCGACCUCCAACAAGAUACAAAUCCAAUUAACAGGACUUUCUCGACAUGUGGAUUUAUCAAGCAUUUCUGUGAGUGCAGUGAUUCCACCAGUGAAUGCCCCAGAUUCAAAAGAUGGCUCAAAUGCUGUCAAUACCAUCGUUCCACUCUUUCUUAGAGACACACAAUUUGAGCAAGAGGCCUAUUCGAAUUCAAAUACAGUGAAAACUCAAAAGGAGGUAUUGCAAGAGGAGUUGAAGCCAAUCGACUCAAAACUAUCAGACGUGGAACGACUAAAGAAUAUCAUUUUACCACAAGUGAAUGGCAAGUUUGAAAAGAAAGAAUUUGAAGAGAAAAUGCAAGCUUUGAAUCAAUUAGAAGAAAUUGUCACAAGCCUCUCAAAACGAAAGAACGAAAUUUUGAAAAAGAUGGAACAACUGGACGAUCAGCAAAAGUCAGAGAGCCAUCUUCCAUACAUUUUCACUUUUAGCACAGCUCUUCCAAAGAAUAUCACCACGGAGACAGCAGAGAUUAUUGUGAAAUAUAUUGUUGGCAAGGAUAACGGUAUGGAUAACGAAGUGACGACGAUGCAUUACGUUCAACCACUCGUGAGUUGGACGCCCUAUUACUCUCUUUAUAUCGACAGCAAGAGACAAACGGGUCGUCUUAUUUUCAUGGCAGAUCUCCAACAGUACACUGGAGAGAAUUGGACUAAUGCCCAAAUUAUUCUCAACACCGAUGCUUUGACAAUGGCACCUUCUCUUCCAGAAGUUAGGGAUUUGUUAUUGAGUGACAUUGGAAUUAAUCUGGACGAGCCCAGUGAACCACUUUACUCGUUUAAAUCUUUUGCACCAAUGAGCCGAAUGGCCAAUACCAUGAAUCAAGCCCAAGAUAGUUCUGUACAGAGUGAGGUGGCUGCUGGUCAAGUCAAUUUUGGCCAAUUUCAAAAUGUGGCACUUGUCAAACACAAUCCUCUCCUCUCUAACUCGUUUAUGUAUUUCAUUCGUGAACGCUUGACACUGUUGUCGCCGAGUGUUCCAAGUGAGGAGGAGAGAAACAAGAUGACCACCGAAUCAGGAAAAAGCAGCAUGGUCAAAAAGGUUCUUAUUGGACAAGUUAUGCUCGCUGCCAAAUGGUUCUACAAGGUAAUUCCUCGACAAUCGACCAAAGUUUACACAAGCAUGCGCAUUAAGAACAAGUCCAAGCUGAUGCUUUUACCUGGCAAUGUGGACAUUUUCAUUGACAGCAUGUUGACCUCGCAAACCGCCAUCGAUAAGAACAUCUUUCCUGAACAAACGUUUAAUUUGGACACUGGAAUUGAUAAGAUGGUCUCUGUAUCAGUUAUUGAGCAGAGUUCAAACCAGGACUUUUCUGGAUGGUUCCAAAAAACCAAGAUGGUCAACGAACUUUUCACAGUUCUUGUUGAGAAUAAGAAGGACGUUCCAAUUAACAUCACUGUGAUGGAUGCCUUGCCUAAAAUUAUGAAUCGACACAAGGACAGAAAUUUGAAAGUACUUCUCACACAACCUAAACUCGAUGGAAAACCUGAAACUGAUCUCUUUGACCUCUAUGACAUGUUAACAUCUAACCCCAAGAGCAAGGAGUCGGCAAAAUCUCAAUCAUCCCCUGAUUCUUUGUAUCUGGCCUUUAAAGAUAGUGAUGACGAAAACAUGGUUGUGAAAAUUAAGAAAUUGAAUCGUGUGAUGGAGCGACAAUUCAUUCUUCAACCACAUCAACAAAAGACCCUCUCCUUGGAAUUUAUUGUUUCGUACACGGGAUAA